Amoebophrya sp. A25 is the source of this 883-nucleotide messenger RNA. NCBI's taxonomy places the organism in Eukaryota, Dinophyceae, Syndiniales, Amoebophryaceae. The record is from the annotation of a GenBank genome assembly.
CAUUGAUCGCAGCACGGGCGCCAAACCACAGUGCGACGCCAGGUCUGGCACCUUACAGAGUUCUGAAAUAGGCAAUUUGUGUCUUUACUUCAUCAUCGUCACCACGUCUAUAGUCAUCAUUACUUAUCAUCUAUAGGCACAUCGUCAUCACCUCUUCUAGACAGUUAUACUUUUUAAUAGUUGUAAGAACUCGCUUACCAAGUAGUUACUGAUAGAAACAACAGAUAUUGGCGGACAAAAAGCCCGAGACACAGCGGCAGUCGCCGGAGCAGCAGUUGAAAACGACAAGCACCCAGUCCUCAGAGAACUGCCUCCACCAUCUGGCGAGUCGAUCUCGGAGGAUGAAAAUGACCAAGGAGUGCUCACGAAGCCACGAGAAUUAUGGCACCCAAGCAGAAUACUUGUUGAAUAUUUCCUCUCGGAUGCUCUUUUUACUACCAAUUACCAGGAAAGAUGGCAACAGGGACGCAUGCGUCAUGCAUACUUUUUUUUCCUUAACCACAAUAUUUGUCUGCAUCUUGUCGAUUGUGGCUCUCGCUCUAUUUUCCAAUCGACAAUGACUUUUCACGAGGUCGCUAUUGUGACAAACGACAAGGCGGGCCUUUCAACGGUCUUCGCCUUUGUACUUUACAGUACUAGUACUUCAUUUAUAGAUCCACACAUCUUAGUACUCCUACUCCCACUUCGCACUCCAGCCCUCCUUCUACUAUUUGUAUUUCCCCACCACGGAUGAGAAGCCCGGACACAUUGUCUGAAGAGGCCCAGCACUUGCCUGACUCUUGUUAUUGUAAUAAGCCUACGACUCGAGCUUAGAAUAAUCCUUCGUGCCUUUCUAAUCUACAUCGCGGGCACGGAAGAUGCGGACGAGGGAUGCUGCACGGGU